GUCAAGCUUUGUUUUCGCACAUGUCGCAUUUCUUUGCUUUGAACUUUUUGAGAAGAUUAAGAACAAUUGGCUUACCUGUUGAGGCAAGCUUAAGAAGGAAAACAGGAUUUGUCAUUCCUACGAUCUACAAUCACAUGAUGGCUGAAAUGAAUAGCGGAGAUGCUGAUACCAAGCGUCAAUGCACUCGACAGACGAUAGGCACUCACAACGGAUCGUUCCAUUGCGAUGAGGCUCUUGCUUGUUUUCUUCUACGCCAGUUGCCAGAGUACAAAGAUGCAGAAAUUAUAAGAACAAGGAACCAGUCUGUUCUAGACACUUGUGACAUCGUGGUUGACGUUGGCGGUGUGUUUGAUCCAAGCAAACAUAGAUAUGAUCAUCAUCAACGGUCUUUCUCCCAUUCCAUGAACUCUCUCCGUCCUGCAAAGCCAUGGACUACCAAAUUGAGUAGCGCUGGCUUGGUCUAUCUUCACUUCGGUGAGCGCGUCUUGAGAACGAUCAAGGGUCUUAAAGAUGCUGAUGAUAGCAAAGUGCAGGCGAUCUAUGACAAAGUCUACGAGAACUUCAUCGAGGAGGUUGACGCCAUUGAUAACGGGAUUGCACAGAGCGAUGAACAACCGAGAUAUUUAAUCACAACCAACCUGAGUUCCCGGGUGAAACACCUCACUCCUGACUGGAUGGAUCUCAGCCCGGAUGAAGAGGGUGGCUUUAAAAAGGCCAUGGAGCUGACGGGUUUAGAAUUUCUGGACAAAGUCAAUUACUACAAUACCAGCUGGUGGCCGGCCAGGGAACUUGUGGAGAGCGCCCUCGAUGGACGCUUUGAGGUUGAUAGCAGCGGUGAAGUGCUAGUCUUCAGUCAAGGAGGAUGUCCAUGGAAGGAGCAUCUCUAUGCCCUUGAGGAAGCCAAGAAGAUUGAGACACCGGUCAAGUACGUCUUGUACACAGACCAGAACGGCAAAUGGAGAGUGCAGUGUGUCCCCGUCUCAAGUAACUCCUUCAGUAACAGGCUGUCAUUGCCGGAGAAGUGGCGCGGCAUCCGGAACGAGGAGCUGUGUACCCUGUCCGGUAUCCCAGGAUGCAUCUUUGUCCACGCUAAUGGUUUCAUUGGUGGGAACGAGACACACGAGGGCGCUCUUCAGAUGGCCAGAACGUCACUUGCUCAAUCCAAGUAGAACGUAAUGGGUUGAGUACAAGGCAUGGAAUGCGGAACAUAAAAUCUGCAACUAUUGGGACAGUUUCCUGAAACUUAAAGGAAAUCUAAAGCCAGGGUCUUUUUUCAGGAUGCUUAAGAAAACAAGAAUAUUUCUCGGCAGAAAUGGCCCAGCUACCCAAAUUUAAAUGUGAAGUGUAAUACAUGUACUGAUAAGAUUUGUCGGAAUAUAAAUUUGUUGUCCAGUAUUUUAUGCAUAGCAGCCAGGGUUUUGCCUCAAAAAAAAAAUUAAAUAAAUAAAUAAAACUAGAAAUUUUACAAGUUUGGUGUAAAAAAAUAAGACAAAUAGAUGAAAAAACAACCUUUGUAAGUUACACAAAUCACAUUACGGUUUAAUAUCUCUGUACAUACUACUCAUGGAUUUACACAAACGCGUAUCAAGACCGAUUCCUAUUGUUUAAACCAGUAUGGGUUUUCAAACAAUCUUUAUAUCUUGACAAAAAAGGUGUGCAUGUGUAACAUUUUUCUAUGUUUUAUAGGACAGGAAAGAUCAAGAAAUAUUCAAUAAAGUAUGUGCUCAACAAGUGCUGUUACUGCUUUCAGCAGAAAAUGAAUGUCAAUGGUGUAUAACCUUAUUAUUUUGACCUCCCUUUCCCAGCCUUUAAAAAAAUUGAAAAAAUUUCCAAGAUUUGAUCCAAGUUAAAUCUACUUAAAACUCACUCAUGACUACAGUUUUUUUUUGUAUGACUAUGUACACAUGUAUAAAACAAACUCAAUUUAAAGCAAUUUAUGAUAAAUUCAUCACACAGGAACUUCACAGUUUGAAGCGAGUUUUGUCCGCAAGAUUUUACUCCCAAAAGUCCUUGUGAGGAACCAAUUGAAAUGGUGACUGUGAAGACUGUUUUUGCCAACCCAAUAGUUAGG
Molecule: messenger RNA, 2071 nt
Organism: Patiria miniata (bat star)
Lineage: Eukaryota; Metazoa; Echinodermata; Asteroidea; Valvatida; Asterinidae
Gene: myg1
Product: MYG1 exonuclease-like
Exons: 8
Coding region: 21-1169 (382 amino acids)
Cellular component (GO): nucleus; cytoplasm
Source: RefSeq, a predicted model, not a curated record